Diceros bicornis minor is the source of this 4163-nucleotide messenger RNA. It is a transcript of the gene ATXN7L3, whose product is annotated as ataxin 7 like 3. The transcript is spliced from 13 exons. Gene Ontology annotation, molecular function: transcription coactivator activity. The record is from RefSeq and is a predicted model, not a curated record. Lineage: Eukaryota; Metazoa; Chordata; Mammalia; Perissodactyla; Rhinocerotidae. The coding region runs from base 574 to 1674 and encodes 366 amino acids. Gene Ontology annotation, cellular component: SAGA complex; DUBm complex. Gene Ontology annotation, biological process: regulation of transcription by RNA polymerase II; positive regulation of DNA-templated transcription.
GUCUGGGUCCCCCCUGGGCGGGGCAGGGCCAGCCGGGGAGGGGGCGCGGGGCCUUUGUUAGGGAGCCAGGCCCUAGCCCCCGGGACAAUAGAGACACCGUCCCGGACUCCUCUCCCCGGCCGGCCGGGGCUGUCGGCGGGCGGGGAAGGAGAGGGGCCGGGGACGCGUCCCACUCUGCCCACUCUCUAGGGGUCGAUCUGUCCCGGGCCGGCGCCGGCCUUCGGCGGCUCGGCUCUCCUCCCCCCAGUCGGUAUGAUGCAGCAGCAGUGCCGCAGGGACGGGGGAAGAGCCGAGGCCCGGCCUCCUACCCUCCCCAGUGCCCCUGGCUCAUUUGUCGGUCCCCACCCCACUCGAGGCCGGCAGCUCCUUAAACUCGUACCCACCGUUCAGAGGGGCCCCGGACUGUGGGCGGUUUCUGAAUCCUUUGGUGAGGAUUCCUGGACUUUGGGGCUCUUGGAGAGACUUCCGGGCUGGUCCUGAGGGAGGGAGAGUGGUUAUCUAAAAGAAGAACAGCCGUGUUGCCGCCCGCUGUGCUAUGAGCAGUCAGAGCGCCGUCUCCACAAGAGUUUACAAAUGAAAAUGGAGGAAAUGUCUUUGUCUGGCCUGGAUACCAGCAAACUAGAGGCCAUCGCUCAGGAGAUAUACGCGGACCUGGUCGAGGAUUCUUGUUUGGGAUUCUGCUUUGAGGUACACCGGGCUGUCAAGUGUGGCUACUUCUUCCUGGACGACACGGACCCUGAUAGCAUGAAGGAUUUUGAGAUCGUGGACCAGCCGGGGUUGGACAUCUUUGGACAGGUUUUCAACCAGUGGAAGAGCAAGGAGUGUGUGUGCCCCAAUUGCAGCCGCAGCAUUGCCGCCUCCCGCUUUGCUCCCCAUCUGGAGAAGUGCCUGGGAAUGGGUCGGAACAGCAGCCGGAUCGCCAACCGCCGGAUUGCCAAUAGCAACAACAUGAACAAGUCUGAGAGUGACCAAGAGGAUAACGAUGACAUCAAUGACAACGACUGGUCCUACGGCUCAGAGAAGAAAGCCAAGAAGAGAAAAUCAGACAAGAACCCCAAUUCCCCUCGAAGAUCCAAGUCUUUAAAACACAAAAAUGGGUUCUCUGUCUGUACCUCUGCAUCAAACACCCUUCCCCUUCUUUUUUCUUCUUCAGGGGAACUUAGCAAUUCGGAUCCUUUUAAGUAUAACAACUCAACUGGGAUCAGCUAUGAGACCUUGGGGCCAGAGGAGCUGCGUAGCCUGCUCACCACGCAAUGUGGGGUGAUUUCUGAACACACCAAGAAGAUGUGCACAAGGUCCCUGCGCUGCCCCCAGCACACGGAUGAGCAGCGGCGAACCGUGCGGAUUUACUUCCUCGGACCCUCCACCGUCCUUCCAGAGGUCGAGAGUUCCCUGGAUAAUGACAGCUUUGACAUGACUGACAGCCAGGCCCUGAUCAGCCGGCUUCAGUGGGACGGCUCCUCUGAUCUCUCUCCCUCUGAUUCAGGCUCCUCUAAGACGAGUGAGAAUCAGGGAUGGGGUCUAGGUACCAACAGCUCCGAGUCACGGAAAACCAAGAAAAAGAAAUCUCAUCUGAGCCUGGUAGGGACUGCCUCUGGCCUGGGCUCCAACAAGAAGAAGAAGCCAAAGCCACCGGCACCCCCGACGCCCAGCAUCUACGAUGACAUCAAUUGACUUGGGUGCACGGGAUAGCCUUUGGCUGAGCAGAGCCCUCUCUCCUGACCCCCACCCAGGUGGCAUAACCUGGCAAAUGGACGGCUGCUGGGGGUUUGGGCUUGGGAAGUUUGGUGGGCCAGGCAAGCAGAGGAUCCAAUUAUGCGCCCCUGGGGGGUGUCAGGGUCCUCUGCGAUGGAGCACCACCUCUCGGCAUGCAGGACUCAGACCUGGACAUAUUAUGCCUUGGACAUAAGUUUGGUGGGGAGGCAGUUUUCCUAUUUAUUCUGUGAGUUACUGGAUGUCCAGCUAGGCCAGGGGCCUGACCUGGGCACUAUGCCAGUGCACUGCCUGCCCCCCACCCCAGGAACUGGACUAAGCCCUGCCGAGGAGCAUUGUGGCUGCCCGGAAGGCUGUGGGUUGGAAGCUGAGCCUGGAGGAGGCCUCCCCUGGCUGCCCUCAGCAAUGUGAAUGGGUCCGGUGCUUGGAGCUGAGGGGCAGGGCUGGGCGUGUCCUGUCUGUGUGCAGAAUCCUAUCAAAUGCCCCCAAUCCCAGGGGUAGGCAGGCACAGUGAGCUGUCUGCUGAGGUGGGCGACCAGAACUGCCGCCACCUUCCCUGCCCCUCACAGGGGCAGCCCUUUUCCCUCAGUCCCCAUGGGCCUCCUUGGCAGCAGGAGCUGUCUUUUUGUUGUUGGGUGCCAGGAAAGGGCCUCCAGCCUCUACAGCUUCAAGGAAUGGGCAAGGGAAGGGUAGGAAGAGGGAGCUGUGUAUCAAAAUGACUCCCCCCCUACCUUUCCUCCCUGACCCAGGGCUGGUGAGGAGUGGGGCCCCAAGGUGAGAGGGAACGGUGCUGCUUUAUUUGAAAUGUUUUCUUACCUCAUUCCCUGCCCCAGGAAGGGGCCCAGCCUCACCCUCCUGGGGUGGCCCCAUGUUCCUCCUGCCUACCCCGCCCCACUGCCCUACUGGGGCAGCCCAGGUUCCCAACUGCUGCUUGCCAUCCCCUCUCUCACCUUGACCAGCUUCAGUUCCUCUCUCAAUGCUCCUGCCUCCGAAGCCUGCCCUGUUUCCCCUUCCUUAGCAGCUUUUAAGUUAUUUAUUCUGUACUUGUGGUUUGGGGCUCUGAGGAAAAUCCUGAUCUUUUACCUCUCCCCUUUUGCUAGGAGUAGGGUGGGAAGAGAGGGUAGUCUCCGUGCUCUGGGUUGUCAGUGGAGGGGGAAAGGGUGUGAUGUCUAGGCAUUGCUCCUCUGGGGGACUGUCAUGCCAGUGUGCCCACCUGUCUGGUCUACAUCCUGAAGAGAUGUAUGGUCCCACCUCCACGCAGGCACCAUCACUCCCAGGAGCCGAGCUGGAGGACUGCAGUCUGGGCUGGGAGCAGAGCUGACUGACACAGGGAUGGAGUUGACCCUGAGCCAUGGUCUCUGGCACUUGCUGGAUGUGUCCCCUGCCCUCCUCCCAGGAGGAGCCAUCCCACAUUUGGGUAGCUAGUACCCAGGACUGGACGGACUGAUUUGGGUUAGGGCCCCUAGAGGGUUAAAGGAACAAUGGAGAUGGGGCUGCAGUACCCUGUCUGGAAUCCCCAUCUCCCCCUGGGGUGGUUCUGAUUGUAGCUGACACCUGGUUACAAAUUGGUUUUUAACCCACAAAUUGUGAUUAUUUUUUAAAAAGCUAAACAAAUUUUGGCAGGAGUUAGAAUAAAUCUUGGGGCCUGGGCGCCUCUGUUUUUGACCCUCCACAGCCUUCGCCCUCAAAGGGGAAGCCAGAGGGAAAGGAGGAUCUCAGCCAGCGUCCAGCCUGCUCCCGAAUGAAGGCUUGGGGGUAGAUGAAGGUGAAGGGAGGAAGGCCGUGGGCCACUCUCCCUUCUGAGAGGCAGCUGCAGCUCAGGCCCUAAUACACCCUUUCCCCUCUGGCCUCUCCCUUUCCCUCUUCUGGUCAGAGGAGGGAGAAGUGGGAAGUAGUUUGGGAACUGGUUUGUCCACAUCCACUUCCCCAUUGUUGCUUGGCCCGCCCUCAGGGCAGAGCCCCCUGCCCAGGCUGGGUAAGAGAUGGGCUUGGUCCAGCAGGGACCCUGAGGGAGCAAACCCCCUUCCUUCUGGGGAGAGUGUGCCCCCCUACCAUGUAGUUGAACAGGGGCUAGGAACUCCCCACUCCCCUCCCUCUAACAGCAGGCUGUGUGGGUGUCAAUUCCCAUCCUCCCCACCCCAGCUAGGUGUCCACCCUGUAUUCUAUCAUGUGUCUGAGUGUGUGUGGGGGGUUCUGUACUAAUUUCCAUGGCCGGUGGCUUUUCCUUCCAUGCAUCACUCCCCCCCGCAUGCCCAGGGGCCACCCGCCUGGCAUUACCGCAUGCUGGGGUCAUUGGGGGAGGGGGGUGGGGCUCACGCUGUCCUGUGGUGUUGAGAUUUUUAUUUUUGCAUAUAUAAUCCAUCCUGUACAGGUAGCUAACUUUGUAAACGCUGUGUAUUUCCCCUGCCCCCAUGGCUGCUGGUGUAAAUAAACUGCAUCUCCUGUUGGUA